This is a messenger RNA of Prorocentrum cordatum, 1619 nucleotides long. The record is from the annotation of a GenBank genome assembly. NCBI's taxonomy places the organism in Eukaryota, Dinophyceae, Prorocentrales, Prorocentraceae.
GUUCAGCCCAAGGACUUGGUGGACGACGUCGCGCUGUGCUGGGUCGGCAACGACCCGAGCGGGGUGCGAGAAAUGGCCAUUGCCACUCGUGCGUUCUGCAGGGCUGUCCGGCCCCUCGGGCUGGUGCUGCAGAUGGAUAAGUCUGGGCACCUUACGACGUCCAGGCGCACCAGCUACCACUUUCAGAAGUACGCUAGGCUGCUGAAGAUCGCUGGCAAGAGGCACAUGCGGUAUCUUGGCCACGACCUAGCUGGGUCGUCGGCCACUAGGGCCGUGCAGAAGGGACGCCUGAAGGCCAUGCACGGCAAGAAGGCCAGCGUUCGAGCAUUGCAGAAGGGAGCAGGACGACAGCGGGCGGCUCGGCUCUGGGCCACGGGUGUGCUGCCAUCCGUGGGGCACGGGGCCACGGUCAGCGGCAUCAGCGACACGGAGCUGCAGCAGAUGAGGACCAUGGCUGGCGUCUUCUGUGGCUACAAGGGGUCGGGCUCCCUGACGCUGUACCUGGCCGCGCAGCAGUGGAACUUCGACCCCAUAUUCCACGCCACCUUCAGCAUCGUGGGGCAGUACGCGGCGUGGGUGUGGGAUGGGCGUGUGACGCUCUCCCGACUGCAGCGGGCCUGGAUGGGCUUGCGUGACUCCUGGGAAGCCCGCCACACUCACGUCACGUGGGCCAGUGCGCAGGGCCCGCUGUCGGCCUUGUGGUUGUCCCUCAGGAGAGUCAACUGGAACAUGGCAAGUUCUACAAUCUUGGUUGACGAUGAGGGCCUGCAUAUCAGUUUGCUGCAGUAUUGUCCCAGUGAGGUGCUGUUUUUCCUGCGUCGCAGCCUCGACCGUUGGCAGAGCCAUCGUAUCCUCGACCAGCUGCCUGAGGCGCCCCCAGCCGAUGGUGACGGCAGGCGGCAGCAGCAUGUGUGGCUUCGUGCGCUUCGACUGGGACACGCCUCCUUGGCGCCUGGCCACAGAGGGGCUCUGGCCAAGCUGCAGUCCAACGGGUUCUGGUCGCCGCAGCGCCGCAUGCAGGCCUGCUGCGACCUCGAGCAUGAGAUCUUCGGCUGCAAGGUAUUGCAUCAGCAGCAGGAGGACGAGGAGACGGAGCCGUACCCCGAGGAGGUGGCCAAGAGGAGGAAGGACAUCCUGGAGGCAGCCCCGUGGCGCGACGGGGGCCAGGUGCAGGACUUCUCGGCCAUCGACGUGCUCUACGCGCUGCCCCUGAGGCCUGUUUUCAGGCCGCUGCCUGCACGUGCUCAGGCUGAGCGCGAGUGGGGGGCGAUCGACAUGCCGUGGCCGUCGAAGUUGUACGGGGACGGGUCCUGUCUUGAAAGUGAUUUCCCUGAGGAACGGCGCUGUGGCUGGGCCGUCGUGGCAUUGACCCGAGACCUGUGGCCAUACAAAGCUUUGUUCGGGAGCCUGGGGGGCCCUAUCCAGACGGUGCCCAGGGCCGAGCGCGUUGCUGGUCUCAAGGCCCUGCAGAGGGCCCAGAGGCCAGCCACGUACGUGACUGAUCAUUUACAGCUGCAGGUCGAGGGAAUGGCCUGGGAGGGUCGUCAUGCUUCUGCCAGAGCGCCUCACGCGUCCAUCUGGCGGAGCAUCCACGAGCUGUAUAGAGGCGACCCUGUCAG